AUCGAGUAUUUGUGCUUCUCGCGCAAAUUGUUUAAAGCGCGAAUUGUUAAUUACUAGAAGUUCUCAACCAAUAUGGAAGAUCAGUACUCCUUGAGUUACGUAAAGAAGGUGCUGCACUCGCUGGUGGUGUCUUCGCCCAACUUUAUGACCAUUGACAAGCUGCAAAGGGAUUACCGCUCCGAAGAAGGGUGCAACGUGCCAUACGCCAGACUUGGAUACAAAAGCCUAGAGGGCUUUCUGCGGGACCUUACGGACACCUUUACUGUUAGGGGCACCGGGCUUACUGCCUCCGUAGGGGCUGUCGCCUCAUCCAAGUCCGGGCACAUUCAGCAGUUGGUCCAGCAACAAAAGAAACAAACCAAUAGAAAAGGAAAUCGCGGGAAUCAAAGAACUCACUACCAGACAAGUCGCAGAUCUGAUUUCAUCUUCAUAAACGAAAAGCCUGGCAUCAUGAAUGCCAGACAGACCCCGAGGUCGACCUAUCAGCCACAAGUUGCGGUAUCCUGCCAACCCAAUUAUAGUCGCCUGCAAUAUCCUGUCCACAGUCAGCAAUAUAUGCAGCAGGCAGCGGUAUCUUAUUUGAACUAUAACAACCAGAUGUAUCCCAUAUACUCUUCCAAUCCACAACAAUAUCCCAACUAUAACACGCCAUACCCCGUCUACACUCCCAAUUCUUAUAUAGACUAUAAUGCUUUGGUUUGGGCCGGCUGGCAACAAUUAUCUAACUACCUUUUUGAAGUUGAGAGACAGAGACAACUUACCCAAGCAUUUCUUAUUUCCCAGAAUUUUCCCCGUCCCCAGCCCCAGAGGCGGCCACCACGCCCACAGCCUUUUAAUAUGCACGUGAACAUUCCGCCAAAGCCAAAAAUUCCAGAACGCAGGAUCAACAGCGCCACAAUUGUUGAAAUAGUUGAUUCUUUGUCAAACCUAAAACUAGACAAUGAGACCGAAAAGGCUGAAAAAAAUCUGCCAGAAAAAGUACCCGAUGUCAAAAGUGUUCCCAAGCCUCCAUGCUCCUCAGAUGAUGAAAGGUCAUCUAACACGGAGUCAGAAAUAAUACUCAAGGAUCCAUUUACAUCGGAGGAUGAAAAGCCCGUUGAUUCUAAAGUUAAUACUCUUGAAAAACAAGAUUGGAUCUCGAGCGAUGAAGAUGAGCAUGCCAAACAACUUCCAAAGUCCUUGGACACAAAAUAUGACAAUAAUUUCAAUGGAUACUCCUCCUCUGAAGACGGCAUGGAUGAAGAUGCCAUCCCAGCCUACGCUUUGGACGAUCGAGUAUUAAAUAUUGACUAUCCGGUAGAAGCUGUUCGGUCCGGGUUAAAACUUCCACAGCGCGAUGUUGAAGACAUACUUUUUGUAGAUGAUCGCAUAGAGGUCCAGCUUGUAAGGGUGGACAAUCCGCACCAGUUCUAUUUCUGGAUUUAUAACACCGAAAUAGAUUCGUACAAAGCCAUGAAUUCCAAUAUGCAAGAAUUCUACGAUUCCCAUUCCACGGAUAAGUACAUAAUGCCACUGUGUUUGUUAACGACGGGACAUCUGUGUGUGGUGCGAUCCACCACGAACGGCUUGUGGCAGCGGGCGGAGGUCUUGCGCCACCGUCCUGGGAAUAAGAAGCCUCUUGAGGUGAAGCUAGUUGACACAGGACACGUCAUGAACGUAAGCUACACCAGUGUCAAGUACUUGGUGAAGGAGUUUGCCAACUUGCCGGCACAGUGUUUCAUUGGGCGCCUGGCUUAUGUUACGCCCUGGAAGGGUCACUCCUGGUCAGCCGAUGCUGUUAAUUUCUUCUUCAAGCUUGUCUGCUAUCGCAGGCUUUAUGCCAAAAUCGAAUCAAUUAAGGACGAUAAUGUCUAUGUGGUUCUGGUGGACCCAGACUCCAAAGAACACACUAGGAACUUAAACAAGGCGCUGAUCGACUCUGGUUGGGUACGACGCUGUUACACCUGUUGAAAUCUUCAUCAUAGCUUACGCAUAAAGAGUUAUAUUUUUUGUUUUCUUAGUUAAUUACUUUUAAGUGGCAAAUGAAUGUCCCACUGAUCUCUUUAUUUUCCUUCGAACCGCACAAUGAAACUAAUUUUGUUAUUUUUAAGGCAAACGCUG
Messenger RNA from Drosophila bipectinata, 2100 nucleotides. It is a transcript of the gene tej, whose product is annotated as tejas. Lineage: Eukaryota; Metazoa; Arthropoda; Insecta; Diptera; Drosophilidae. The record is from RefSeq and is a predicted model, not a curated record.